AUGGACCACCUCAAGAAGAAAUUAGAGAAAUAUGUACGUAAUACACCAAAAAUAAGAUUAAUUCGUACAACUAAACGUGAAGGGCUUAUUAGAGCAAGAUUGUUGCCAAUAAAGGAUUUGAAGACACCUGUUAUUAUUUAUCUUGAUAGUCAUUGUGAAUGUGCUGACGGAUGGUUGGAACCUCUGCUACAAUGUAUCAAAGAAAACCCAACUCGAGUAGUAAGUCCAGUAGUCGACCAUAUUCAUGAUACAACUUUCGAAUACAUUGCACAAACAAUUGACGACCUUCGAAUCGGUGGAUUUAAAUGGGAUCUCAAAUUCGAAUGGAUUGGUGUACCAAGAGCAGUAAUUGAAAAACGAAGUAACAUCUAUGCUCCUAUAGCCACUCCAACUAUUUCUGGUGGUCUCUUUGCUAUACACAAGGACUUUUUCAAAAAACUCGGCUACUAUGACGAAGGACUUGAAAUAUGGGGCGCAGAAAAUUUGGAACUGUCCUUCAAGACUUGGAUGUGCGGUGGUUCUUUAGAAAUAGUUCCUUGCUCCCACGUCGGCCAUGUUUUCAAAAAGAACAUUUCGUCUGCGUUUCCUGCGCAGGAAACUAUAAGGAGAAAUCUUGUACGGUUGGCGAAGGUCUGGCUUGAUGAAUACGCGAAAUAUUUUUAUGAACGAAUCGGUAAUGAUUUAGGAGACUAUGGCAAUGUUUCUUCACGGAUCGAACUUCGCAAGGAAAUGAAUUGUAAAUCGUUUAAAUGGUAUCUAGAAAAUAUUUAUCCACAAUUGGAAGUGCCUGAUAAUAAUAUUGCCAGUGGUGGAAUUCUUAGUAUUGGCAGCCCUGGUAUAUGCUUAGAUGCUUACAUAAUAUCCAGGGAGCGUUAUGGUGAUACUGUUAAACUAUUGCCAUGUCAUUUUCAAGGCGGUAAUCAGACCCAAACUAUAAGACACAGACAGACUAAAAAAUGCUUGAAUGUCGGAAAAUUCCCAGAAGGCUUGAAGGUAGUGUUAUCGCAAUGCUCGCAUUCAUCAUCACAGAAAUGGGUCAUGGAACAUUUUAAUCCUGAAAAACUUACUCCACUAAUGCAGAAUGAAAUAACCCAAUGGUACAAUAUGACGAUAUUGUAA
Spodoptera litura is the source of this 1119-nucleotide messenger RNA. The record is from RefSeq and is a predicted model, not a curated record. Lineage: Eukaryota; Metazoa; Arthropoda; Insecta; Lepidoptera; Noctuidae.